AUGUCCUUCAACGUCUUCUCCAUUAACGCACAAACUCAGAAGCAGCCUAAAACCAAAACAUGUGUUCCUUGUAACACUGUCAUCAAGCUUGGAGAUGGCUUAGGAAACUGGAAAACUCAUGUUAGCUCAUUGAAACAUCAAGCGAAUGUUGCUGAAUAUGAUGCCCGCAUCGUCCGUGCUUCGGCUUCUAAUGCUGGGGAUAUGGACGUUGACAGCACCAAUUCGGGAGAGGAGCACCAGCAGCAGCAUAGUGGUAGCAACGACGACGUCGAAGACGACGAUGACAGUGACGACGAGUUGGUCGACAUUGCUGCUUUGCGUCAGUCGUACGGUGUUUUCCUCUCUCGGCGGCAGGAAUCUGGUGCUAAUGCCGAGUUCGCUGCUGAUGUGGAGAGUGAUGGUGGCAGCGACGAUGAAAUCGACGAAGGUGAUGAUGAUGGUGAUAAUCCGCUCGAUUUCAGCGUCGACUACGAGACCAACGAAGACUGGAUGAUUAAAAAGCAGCUGAAAAGUCUUCUCGAAGAUGUAGCCGUGAUGUUUCGUGAGGAUAAGGACCUCAAGGUGCCAUCUGUUCGUUGGAUGAUGGAUCUAUCGUAUGCUAAGCGAAGCAAAGUGCCAAAAAUAAGAAUAACAACAGUCAAAGCAGAGAUCAGCAAGCCUAAUACAGACGAAACUAUCGAAGUUACGGCACAUAUGCAUAAGCCAUCAGAUUGCUUAAAGCUACUCAACGCUGAUCCAACUGUCUCUUCGAGUUUGAGUGCUCUACCCGACAAAACGCCUGACCAGCGAAUCGAAUUGACGCAAGGCAGUAAAUGGAACACCUGCAAUCUAUUCCAGCAUCCGUGCGUUACUAAUUCUGUAGGAGCAAUGCUUUGGGUUGGUGAUUAUGCCAAAAUAAUCGGCAUCGGGCAGCAAACAACGUGCAAAAUUGCAAAGUUCUACACUAAGCAUGGUAUUACAUUUGCCGACAUCUGUCCCGUCAAACUGGCCAAAAAGCAGGGUAACACGGAAGUAGCCGUACUUUCCUACGAGAGCGAUCCUGAACAUCUAUACUACGUAACAAUGCCAAUCGAUAGACUUGCCCUUGAUUAUGAUGCCAAUUGCAAAUGGCAUUAUCUCGAGCACGUUGCUGCAAAGGUGACUAGUUCCGGUGCUGCUGGGGAUAUCUGCGAUUUCGACAGCGGCGAGUUCAUCCCUAUUGACUUUACGAAGCAUAGUGAUUUCAGAAUCGGUUUGCGUUACGAUCGUCGGCUGCCUGUCAAGAUCGUACCAGUGAACUUGUUCACUGAUGACACUAGCGGCAACGAUCAAAAAAAUGGAACAAGUUCGAUAGCUGGUCUCUAACGCCCGCUGCACUUCCACUCGCUGAACGCAACAAACGGGAGAGCACGCACUUGAUAGCUGUCCACAACAAAUUGACUGCUUUGGAGAUGCUUCCCUUUAUUGUCGAGGACUUGUGCGAGCUGCUCGAAGGGUGUGGUGAUGUUCGAUGCUGCUAGCAAUCAGGACGUGUUGGUGGUGGCGCCGCUGUGCUUUAUUUCGGCCGACAAUCCUCGGCACGCCGAACUCGUGUGUAGCAAAGGCCUUGCUUCAACUUUCCUUGUCGCAAGUGCUACUACUAUAAAGGAUGUGAUGAGCACUGGGCAGCUCCACCUCGCAAUAUUACUGACGUUGCAAUGCUGUCAAUGGGUCUUGAUCUGGAGGAUCUGGUGCGAUUGCCAAAUGACACUGUGACAGCGAAUCCUACUGCUGUAGGAUAUAAACUGACUGGUGGGGAGGCGUUGGGCA
This is a messenger RNA of Zychaea mexicana, 1788 nucleotides long. RefSeq lists its product as uncharacterized. Lineage: Eukaryota; Fungi; Mucoromycota; Mucoromycetes; Mucorales; Lichtheimiaceae. Bases 1 to 1344 code for a protein of 447 amino acids. The transcript has 2 exons. The record is from RefSeq and is a predicted model, not a curated record.